Molecule: messenger RNA, 2214 nt
Organism: Acytostelium subglobosum LB1
Lineage: Eukaryota; Evosea; Eumycetozoa; Acytosteliales; Acytosteliaceae
Exons: 3
Coding region: 1-2214 (737 amino acids)
Biological process (GO): proteolysis
Molecular function (GO): dipeptidyl-peptidase activity; serine-type peptidase activity
Source: RefSeq, a predicted model, not a curated record
AUGGAUGAAUAUACUAGAUUGCCAUCAAAGUAUACGUUUGAUAAAGACAACAAUGUAUUCUUCUUAUCCAGCUCUGCCACUCAAUCAAACAUGACCAUCAACUACAUCAACCUAGACAACUGUCAAAAGGAAUCAAUAAUGAAGCCAUUGUUCUAUUAUAAAGCAUCAACUGGAAAGAUGUCAUUGGAGGAGGAGUUGAUGAGGGAGAGACAGAGAACUGUUGGCACGGGUAUCUCUUCGUAUCAGUUCAAUCAGGAUACUAAGCACUUCUUGGCAGCGAUGGGCAAUGACUUGUAUACGAUUGAUGUGGCCGGCGCAACAAUCGAACAGCCCAAACUUAAAAAGUUGAACGCCGAUACUUAUGAUCCAAAGUUGUCGUCCGAUUGCAAGAUGGUGGCAUUCAUCGAUAAGAAUGACCUGUGGGUGACCGACCUGCAGACCCAGCAGCGCCACCGUCUGACGCACUCGCACGACGUCUCGCCAUACCUGUCGUCGGGCGAGGCCAAGUUUGUCUACUCGGAGGAGUUCUCGCGCUACACUGGCUACUGGUGGGCACCAAAGCUGACCAGCGCCAACAAGUACCAGAUCUUUUACUUUGAGGAGGACGAGCGCAAUGUGCGCGACUUCCACAUUCCCGAGCAUGGAUACGAGGGCACCUUCACGCACUACAAGUAUCCGCUCGCUGGCGAUGAGAACUCACGUGUCAAGCUCGGUCUGCUGACAUUCACCACAGACAGCAAUGGCGCACUGAGCGUCGAGCGCAACAUGCUCGACUUGAGCACAGUGUUCCCGUGGGCCGAGUACUAUGUGCGCGGCGACUGGACGCCCGAUGGACAGGUGGUGUGGGUACAGCUGGUCGACCGUCUCCAGCAGCGUCUCGAGCUGGUCACCAUCCCCGUGUCAUGCUUUGGCAAUGCUGGCGGAGCCACCACAUCAGUGCUCAUUCAAGAGUCUCAGCCACAGUACUGGGUCAAUGUGACUGAUCACCUGACCUUCUUGGAUGGAUCAAGUCUGUUGUGGACGAGCGAGCGAUCGGGAUACAGACAUAUCUAUCACCUAUCAUGGUCGGCCGGCUACACCGACGUCAAGACUAGACAGUUGACGAGUGGCGAGUGGGUCGUGACCAACAUUGUUAGCGUGGACAAGCAGCGCAAGUUGGUCUAUUUUGAAGCCAACCGCGAAACACCUCUCGAGAACCAUCUCUAUGUGUGCAGCUACGACACGGCGCCCUCGACACAGGAGAUCCGUCGUCUAACGAUCGAGUCGCACGACCACGACCAGAUCGCCGUGUCGCCCGACCACACAAAGUUCGUCUCCAACUACUCAUCUGCAACCAACGCCCCUGUCAGUCUGGUGUGUCGACUCGAGUUUGCCGAGGGCGCACGUCUGCCCACACCCUCGCCACUGACAGCUAUCCUCACAGGCAAGCCCAACCCCAGCGUCAAGCUAAGACCAUCCACACUGUUCAAGUUCCAGAACUCCAAGGGUCGCCAGAUCUACGGCCGCUACCAGCUGCCCGAGAACCACGACCCAUCGCGCAAGUACCCAGUCGUCGUGCUGGUCUAUGGUGGUCCCCACGUGCAACUCGUUCGCAACACAUACAGCUUGGCACGUCAGUUCUACAGCAGCUUUGGAUUCAUCUCGGUCAUUGUCGAUGGAACUGGAUCGGACAACAGAGGCAUUGCAUUCGAGGGACAGUUGCGCGAGGCCAUGGGCACCAUCGAGAUCCCCGACCAAGUCGAGGCACUCGAGUACCUUGCCAACGCAUCAGUGCCCAUUGAUCUGGCACGUGUGGCCAUCACUGGUUGGAGCUACGGUGGAUACCUCGCACUUAUGGGCAUUGCACAACGCCCAGACAUCUUCAAGAUUGCGAUCAGUGGAGCACCAGUCACCUUCUGGGAGUCCUACAACACUGGCUACACCGAGAGAUACAUGAACACUCCAGCCAACAGUCCCAAAGGAUACAAGAAUGGCAAUGUCCUAUCUUAUCUUGAUCAAUUCCCUGAUGAGGAGAAUAGAUUGAUUGUUAUACAUGGAAUGCAGGAUGAGAAUGUACACUUUGCCAACACAUCGAUGCUUGUGGAGGAGUUGUCAUCAAAUGGCAAGCCAUAUAUUCUAAAGAUGCUCGGCAAGGAAAGACAUGGAAUAAGAGACUUUAACAAUAGGAUCACUAUUGAGUCAUUCAAACUCAAUCAUCUAUUGAAGUACUUGUAG